This is a messenger RNA of Orcinus orca (killer whale), 14344 nucleotides long. It is a transcript of the gene ZNF592, whose product is annotated as zinc finger protein 592. The transcript is spliced from 12 exons. The coding region runs from base 6987 to 10784 and encodes 1265 amino acids. Lineage: Eukaryota; Metazoa; Chordata; Mammalia; Artiodactyla; Delphinidae. The record is from RefSeq and is a predicted model, not a curated record.
GGCCGGCUCCCGCCCCCGCUCCGCCCCCGGAGCCGCAGCCCCGCCCGCCACCGCCGUCGCCAUGUUGUGGCUCCCGCAGCCGGCGCUGGGGACGCGCGCGGCCGAGCCCGGGGCCUGCAGCCGCCGCCGCCGCCAGGUGGUGUUUGGAAACUAGACCAUGUGCCUAUAGGUAGAAGUUAUUCCUUUCUCCACAGCUGUACACUCCCAGCAAUAUUCACCACACCCUUGUUUUGAGAACCUCACUGAGUCAGUCCAGCAGCAGUCUGCAGACGGGCAUUUGGAAGCCACUGGACCAGGUCAUUUCUGAGGUCCACUUCAGCUCUAACAUCCUGAGGAACAGCUCAAGCUCUGACACCAGUGACUGAAAUGUACCCUGGGAAGUGGCUGGAGAGGUGGACACAGACCAGAUGGGAAUGGCUUCUGCACGCUGGAAGAAGAGUUUACUUACUGAAGGUGAUGGGGAUUUUGAACUGGGACGUCUCUGUGAUCAGAUAAGUGUUUUACAGCAACCAUUCUGGCAAAAUAUGCAUUGGCAGGACUAAGACCAGAUAGAGGAAAAGACAAGUGAAACGCUUUGUUGUUUUGCCUGGGUCUGUUGGGGCAUCUGUUUUCUUGUAUACUGCUGAGAAUCUCUUUGGGCUGUUCUUUGCUAAUGAUUAGAAUGCCAGGUGCCUCAUGAAAUGAAGCAUUGACCACUGAUUGACUCAGAAUGUCUGUGACUUGGGAUCACUUAGACCUAUAAGAAGGCCUCAGAUGUGUAUUCAGGAGGGCAGUAGUAUGUAUGUGGCAGAGAGUCUGCUUGUCUACUUUAGGACUUAAGUUUUAUGUAGAAAUCCAAUAGUUCUAGAUUAAUUUGCCCAGCUGUUGUAGCCUAGCCUGUUCAAGGUCUCAGAGACCCUUCAGGUUAGUUUAAUUUUACAUAUUAAACCAAGGCCUGCCUAAGAUCCUUACAUAGGUAAUUGGUGACAGCAUAGGGGUGAAAGCUAGUUCUCCGUGGUUCACAAUUUCUUAUUCUUUUAGCUCUACUAUUCCCAGUCUGGGGCUUCAUUCUGGGUCCAGGAAAUCUUUUUUUCUGUUCCCUUUGAUCCAGCUAAAGUUUCACUGAGCUCCCUUCUCCACCACCCAUAGAAGCAGUGUCUCUUUCUGAUCAGUGUUCCAGCCAGAGUCCAGAUUGAAGUUCCUGCAAGUCAUGGGAGUAGCAGCUUGCUCUUGUGCUUGCUUGCUCAUUCUCUCUUUCCCCUUGCCCAGUUUCCAUUCCUGGUACAGAAGUUCUCCCACCUGGGAACAAACUCAAGUACUUUCUUAGGGUCUGCUAAAUAAUCUCUCUCUCUCUCUCUCUCUCUCUCUCUGUGUCUCAUACAGUUUGAGUUAUUUUUUGCUUUAUUAUCCCCUGGGAUGUUCCUUCUGAAAUAGAAAGCUGGGGGAAAUUUUAUUUAUCCAUUUUUAUUUAUUUAUUUAUUUUUAUAAAUUUAUUUUAUUUUUGGCUGCAUUGGGUCUUUGUUGCUGCAUGUGGGCUUUUCUCUGGUUGUGGCGAGUGGGGGCUACUCUUCGUUGUGGUGCACGGGCUUCUCAUGGUGGUGGCUUCUCUUGUUGUGGAGCACAGGCCCUACGUGUGUGGGCUUCAGUAAUUGUGGUACGCGGGCUCAGUAGUUGUGGCGCGCGGGCUCUAGAGCGCGGGCUCAGUAGUUGUGGUGCGUGGGCUUAGUUGCGCCGCGGCAUGUGGGAUCUUCCUGGACCAGGGCUCGAACCUGCGUCCCCUGCAUUGGCAGGCAGAUUCUUAACCACUGCGCCACCAGGGAAGUCCCUAUUUAUCCAUUUUUAAACUCUUAACUGUUAUAACAAUAAUUGAACACAGUUUAUGUCAGUAUCUACGCCAUAUUCAGUCAUGUGGGGCAGUAGGGUAAAGAGUUCACCUACAGGUUGUAAAACAUACAUACUCAUCCUUCCUUCUAGUCCUCAUCCAACAAGGUGGCAAAUAAAAGGAAACAAUUUUGUUGUUUCACAGCCCAGUGUUCCCUAAAUCAUGUGGUCUUUCAUUUUCAUCGUAUAAAUCUGUGAUGUUAUUUGUUUCCGUGUUUCAUUAGACAGAAUAUACUGAAUAGAGAUCAGACUUUUCUUAAAUUUGGAGUGUAUCUGCCCCCUUGAUGUUCUGUUAUUGCUGAACUUAAUAUUAUUAAGAAAAACAGGUGGGGCUUCCCUGGUGGCGCAGUGGUUGAGAGUCCGCCUGCCGAUGCAGGGCACAUGGGUUUGUGCCCCGGUCCAGGAAGAUCCCACGUGCCAUGGAGCGGCUGAGCCCGUGAGCCAUGGCCACUGAGCCUGCGCGUCCGGAGCCUGUGCUCCGCAACGGGAGAGGCCACAACAGUGAGAGGCCCGCGUACCGCAAAAAAAAAAAAGAAAAAGAAAAAGAAAAACAGGUGACCAAGUUUAACGUUAUUUGAAAUUCAAAGGCUUCAGUGCUGAGGGAAAGAAAGCUCAUGGAUUUAGUGACAAUUCCUUGUUUUUAGUUUCUCAGAGCCUUUAAAAAAAAAAAUUAUAGAUUUGAAUAAGUGUGGAUGUUACUACAUUUAUAUAUUUUACCUUUAACAAUAUCAGUAUAUUUUCUGACUAAUGGAUUAAGUUGUUGUUGUUGGUUUUGGUCUAUAUCUUUUAUUUACUUCAAACUUCAAAAAUGCUGCCCUCUGCUCUCUAGUGUUUGAGGUUUGAUGAACAAACCUAUAUUUCAAUUAUGUUCCCCCUUUCCCCUAAAUCUUCAUCUCUCUAGAAUAAAAUAGAGUUCUAAUUUUUAGGCUCUUAUUAGAAAGCUCUUCCAUCUACUCAGUCUCAUUUCUCAGGACCUUUUCCAACUCUCGUACAUCUUUCUAUUUUUUUUUUUUUAAGAAGAUGUUGGGGGUAGGAGUUUAUUAAUUAAUUUAUUUAUUUUUGCUGUGUUGGGUCUUUGUUUCUGUGCGAGGGCUUACUCUAGUUGUGCCAAGCAGGGGCCACUCUUCAUCACGGUGUAAGGGCCUCUCACUAUUACGGCCUCUCUUGUUGCAGAGCACAGGCUCCAGACGCGCAGGCUCAGUAGUUGUGGCUCACGGGCCUAGUUGCUCCGCGGUAUGUGUGAUCCCCCCAGACCAGGGCUCGAACCCGUGUCCCCUGCAUUAGCAGGCAGAUUCUCAACCACUGCGCCACCAGGGAAGCCCUGGUACAUCUUUCUUAAAGUGUGGGGAGCCAAAACUGCUCAGCACAUCUCUCUGUGGACACUGAGUGGUUGUGAAUAAGGGCAGGAUCACAAGUUUUAUUUUGUUUCCAGUGUCCUUUCUGAUAAUGCCCAGUGUUUUCUGGGCCUUUUGUGAUGAAACAUACAACGUGGUGUCUUAAGGGAACAGUCUAAGCUGAUGCUUCUUUAUUGAACAGUUUAGCUUAGAACCCAUUAAUCUAACCAUAACCAUAUAUAUUCUAGUAUAAUUGGAAUUGCUUUUCCCUAAACGUUCCUUCACAUUUGCUUUCACUAAUGCUACUUUGCCAUAAUUUCGCCUAUUCAUACAGCCUCCUUAGAACUUGUCUUUUAAUUUCGCAUUUUCAUUUCUGGAACAGCUUUUAGGCCAUUUGCAGUCUUGAAGGUUUCAUUUUAUUGCUUCAACAAAUAUUUAUUGACUGCCUAAUGGAGAAUGCAGUGGUGAAUGAGACAGAUAAGUCUCUUCCCUCAUGAAUCUUACAACCUAAUGUUUUUCUGCUAGAUUAUUGGUUACCAAAGCAUUGAGACCUCCUUUUCAAAUUAAUUUUUUCAUGGACUCUCAUUCAGUAAUGGUGUUUUUAAUGGCUGGUCAUUGGGAACAUAUUUGUGGAUAUGAAGUUGGGUCCCCAAUGGGUUGGGAACUAUCAUUCUAGGCAAUUUAUGAAAGCAUUGCGCUCCAGUCCAGAACUGGUCAAUGGGUUAAAAAACACCGUCGUUCAUGGUUUCCCAUAAAUGACAAUCACAUAAAGACAAACAUACAUGCAACAUGGAAUUCAGUGUGUUGUUUUUUUGGUGGAAUUUUGGCAUUAGAAAUUCUGCCUACUAGUUCUGCCAUAAUCAUAUUGUUUUUAUCUCCUCAAAGAAUUCGAAUAGGUUAAUUAGGCCUGAUGAGGCCGUUUUAAAAUUAAGGUGUUCUUCCCUCCCUCUCACCUAGUUGAUAUGUUUACUUAACUGGCAAAAUUUCCUGGGCAGCUAGUAGACCCUGUAAUAAAUACUGGGUAUUUAUAUUCACUUUAACAUUUUUUUUAGUUUCCAGAUCUUCCCUGAAUAGAAACUUACCCUGAGAGGAUACAGCGUCAGUCUGCCAGUUCACCCCCAAGGGGGUUGUAUGUAUCGUAGCAUGGUUCUACCUUCUCACCUUUGAGUGAAAUUUGCUCUUGGCCUAGGGCUCAGAGAACCGGGGAGCCUGCCUUGUCUGUUGACUAGGCCAUUCUAGAUCACUGGGUGAGCUCACCAUGCGUGGCUCUAGCUUGUUCAGAUGCUUCAGGGUAAACCCUGCUGAGUGCUCUGCAGGGUGAGCCAUGGUUCCUAGGCUGGUAUUUGUGGGCAUGGGGCAGGGGCCAUCACCUCUGGGUCCUGAGGACUGCCCCCAGGCAAGGUAGGCAGGCAGCCGUCUGUGGUUUGCUCUUUCCAACUUCGGCUGCUUGCAACAAGUUGCAGACACUGGUGUAUGCUGAAGCUUUUUAUUUUGACUACACCUUUAAUUUUAAUUAAGUUACUUCACCGAUUUUUCUAGCUGGCAGUCCCUUGCUGAGUCAUGCCAGAUGUGCUUAAAGAGUUUUACAGUGAUGAUUUUUAGAGUCCUCUGUAAGAAGCUCCCCCAAUUUUUUUUUAAUAUAAAUUUAUUUAUUUUAUUUUAUUUAUUUAUCUUUGGCUGCGUUGGGUCUUCGUUGCUGCAUGCGGGCUUUCUCUAGUUGCGUGGGUGGGGGCUACUCUUCAUUGCAGUGCAUGGGCUUCUCAUUGCAGUGGCUUCUCUUGUUGUGGAGCUCAGGCUCUAGGCACGAGGGCUCUAGAGCACAGGCUGGUAGUUGUGGCGCAUGGGGCUUAGGUGCUACGCGGCAUGUGGGAAUCUUCCCGGACCAGGGCUUGAACCCGUGUCCCCUGCAUUGGCAGGUGGGUUCUUAACCACUGCACCACCAGGGAAGCCCCAAGUGCCUCAAAUUUUUUUGGCCUGCCUAAUUUCUUCUUUUCAUAGGUUAAAAAUAUAAUUUAAUAAAAUUACUUAAGCAAUAAAAUUUGAAAUAAAUCGUUUGAAUAAAUAAUUUGAAAAUGUAGAUAAAAAGGAAAGAAAAUAAUUUCAUUAUCUGUUGAGAUAUUUUUGACAUUUUAGAGUAUUCCUCUAGGCUUUUUCAUAAGAACUAUGUAUAGUAAAAAAAUUUUUUUGUUUUAAAUAAAGAUUGUACUGUGUGUACACUUCAGUAUCUUUUUUCUUCAUUUUAGGAGCAUUUCUCAUAGUCGUAAAUAUUGAUCUAUAAUGAUGCCUAGUAUUUAAUUGUGUAAAUAGACCAUAAUUUAUUGAACCAACUUCCUAUUGUUGGGACUUUAGGUUGUGUCUCAUUUUUUGUUAUAAAAUAAUUUUGUUAUAAAUAAUUCUGUAAUGAUUAUUUUUGUCACAUGCAUCUCUAUUUCCUUAGGAUAAAUAUCUGGAAGUGGAAUUAUUGAGCCUUAUGUAUGUAUUGCUAAAUUGCUCUUUAGACAGGUUGUAUCAAUUUCUAUUACUUUCAAAAUGCUUAUUUUGCUACAUCUCUGCCAACACUGGGGAUUAUUAGUUUUUGAAAACUUUGGUCAAUUUAAUAAGCCAAAAAUGUUUCUCAUUAUUUCAAUUUGUGUUUCUCUAAUUUUUUGUGAGGUUGCAACUUUUGUUAUGUAUGAAUUGUCCGUUUGUGGUUGUUCUUUUUUUAAGUGCCUGCUCAUCACUUUUGCUUAUUUUUCUAAUAUGUUGAUUAUCUUUUACUAACUACUUUUUAAGGGCCUUUUACAUAUUAAUAAAGAUAUUAAUGAUAGUAAUUAUUAUAUGUUGCAAAUCUUCCUUUUGGUUGUUUGCUUUUUAACUAUGUGUUGGCAGGUUUUUGAUGAAGAGAACUUUUUAUUGGUAGUCUUUUUCUUUGCAGUUUCUCCUUUGCUUUUUUUUUCUACUUUGUUUUUUUUUGGCUGCGUUGGGUUUUCUUUGCUGCGUGCUGGCUUUCUCUAGUUGCGGUGAGCAGGGGCUACUCUUUGGUGCGUGGGCUUCUUAUUGCGGUGGCUUCUAUUAUUGUUGAGCAUGGGCUCUAGGUGCACGGGCUUCAGUAGUUGUGGCGCACGGGCUUAGUUGUGCCACGGCAUGUGGGAUUUUCCCGGACCAGGGAUCGAACCUGUGUCCCCUGCAUUGGCAGGCGGAUUCCUUUUUUUUUUUUUUAACCUCUUUAUUGGAGUAUAAUUACUUGACAUUGUUGUGUUAGUUUCUGCUGUAUAACAAAGUGAAUCAGCUAUACAUAUACAUAUAUCCCCGUAUCCCCUCCCUCUUGCAUCUCCCUCCCACCCUCCCUAUCCCACCCCUCUAGGUGGUCACAAAGCACCGAGCUGGUCUCACUGUGCUAUGUGGUUGCUUCCCGCUAGCUAUCUAUUUAACAUUUGGUAGUGUAUAUAUGUCAAUGCCACUCUCUCACUUCGUUGGCAGGCAGAUUCUUAAUCACUGCACCAUCAAGGAAGUCCCUCUCCUUUGCUUUUAUAACAGGGUACAUUUUGAUUAAUUUCUACUUUCUACUUAUAAACAAUGCGAUAUUUACUUUAGAGCAGAGUUUAAAGAAAUACAGACACUUGGGCACACUGUGAGUCUUUUUUUAAAAAAUAUUUAUUUAUUUAUUUAUUUGGCUGCACCAGGUCUUAGUUGCAGCGUGCAGGAUCUAGUUCCCUGAUCAGGGAUCGAACCCGGGCCCCCUGCAUUGGGAGCACGGAGUCUUAACCACUGGACCACCAGGAAAGUCCCCCACUCCCUUGCCAGCAUCCAGCCAUGGGGGAUAUGAAAACUCCAGAUUUUGAUGACCUUCUGGCUGCCUUUGACAUCCCAGACCCCACCAGCCUUGAUGCCAAGGAGGCCAUCCAGACCCCCAGUGAGGAGAAUGAGAGUCCCCUCAAACCUCCAGGCAUGUGUAUGGAUGAGAAUGUGUCCUUGUCUCACUCAGGAUCAGCCUCAGAUGUGCCAGCCGUGAGUGUCAUCGUCAAGAACACCAGCCGCCAGGAGUCAUUUGAAGCGGAGAAAGACCACGUCGCUUCCAGCCUCCUACACAAUGGAUUCCGGGGCUCGGACCUGCCUCCGGAUCCCCACAACCUAGGCCACAACUGUGGGAAGUUUGAUUCCACUUUCAUGAAUGGAGAUAGUACCAGGAGUUUCCCCGGCAAGCUGGAACCUUCCAAGUCAGAGCCCUUACCAACCUUUAACCAGUUCAGUCCAAUCUCCAGCCCCGAACCCGAGGAUGCCAUCAAAGAUAAUGGGUUUGGGAUAAAGCCCAAGCACGCUGACAGUUACUUCCCACCCCCUCCUGGGUGUGAGUCUGUGGGGGGCCCGGUCCUGGAGGCUCUGACUAAGUUUCCAGUCCCAGAGCUGCAUAUGUUUGAUCACUUUUGUAAGAAAGAGCCCAAGCCAGAACCCCUGCCCCUGGGGAGUCAGCAGGAGCACGAGCAAGGUGGGCAGAAGGCAGUGGAACCUCACAAGGAGCUGGAUACCAGUCGAUUCUUUGGGGAAGCUUUGGAGUUCAACAGCCACCCCGGCCACAGUAUCGGAGAGCCUAAGGGGCUUGCCUCGGAGCUAGGUACCUGCUCGUCAGUGCCCCCUAGGCAGCGUCUUAAGCCAGCUCAUUCCAAGCUGUCCUCUUGUGUUGCAGCCUUGGUGGCCCUGCAGGCUAAACGAGUGGCCAGUGUCACCAAGGAGGAUCAGCCUACCCACACAAAGGAUCCCUCAGGGCCCACAAAAGAGGGCUCCAAAGGCAGCCCCAAAAUGCCCAAGUCACCAAAGAGUCCCCGGAGCCCUCUGGAGGCCACUAGAAAAAGUAUCAAGCCAUCAGACAGCCCUCGGAGCAUCUGCAGUGACAGCAGCAGCAAAGGCUCCCCUUCUGUGGCUGCCAGCUCCCCACCAGCAAUUCCCAAAGUCAGAAUCAAAACCAUUAAGACAUCAUCAGGGGAAAUCAAACGGACUGUCACAAGGAUCCUACCAGACCCUGACGAUCCCAGUAAGUCCCCUGCUGGGUCACCUCUAGGAAGCGCCAUUGCUGAGGCCCCGAGCGAGGUGCAGGAGGAUGAGGUCACUGCCCUGUCUGGGGCGGAGCACUUUCUUGAGGUGGGCACAAAUUCAGGGAGCCCUCAGGGUGACAGGAAGGGGGAUGAGAGCAUGACAAAAGCCAAUGAAUCUUCAACUUCCUGCUGCAGCUCUGGGUCCCGGGGCCCAAAGGGGGCUGCCUCGGGCUCACAGAUGGGCAAGAAGCAGCAGCAGAGCACAGCACUGCAGGCAUCCACCCUGGCCCCUGCCAACCUCCUGCCCAAAGCCGUGCACCUAGCCAACCUGAAUCUGGUCCCCCACAGUGUGGCCGCGUCCGUGACGGCCAAGUCCUCAGCACAGAGGCGGAGCCAGCCACAGCUCACGCAGAUGUCGGUGCCCCUGGUCCACCAGGUGAAAAAGGCCGCCCCACUGGUUGUGGAGGUCUUCAACAAGGUCCUCCACAGCUCCAACCCCGUGCCCCUCUACGCGCCAAAUCUCAGCCCGCCUGCGGACAGCAGGAUCCACGUGCCGGCCAGUGGGUACUGCUGCCUGGAGUGUGGGGAUGCGUUUGCCUUAGAGAAGAGCCUGAGCCAGCACUACGGCCGGCGGAGCGUCCACAUCGAGGUGCUGUGCACACUGUGCUCCCAGACGCUGCUCUUCUUCAACAAGUGCAGCCUGCUCCGGCAUGCCCGUGACCACAAGAGCAAGGGUCUCGUCAUGCAGUGCUCUCAGCUGCUUGUGAAGCCCAUCUCUGCGGACCAAAUGUUCGUGUCGGCCCCCGCGAACUCCACGGCACCAGCAACCCCGGCUCCCCCCUCCUCCCCCAAACACGGCCUCACUUCAAGCAGUGCCAGCCCCCCACUCCCAGCUUUGCCGCUCUACCCAGACCCUGUGAGGCUCAUCCGGCACAGUAUCAAGUGUCUCGAAUGUCACAAGCAGAUGCGAGACUACAUGGCUAUGGCUGCACAUUUCCAGAGGAUGACGGAGGAAACCGAGGGGCUGACUUGCCAGGUGUGCCAGAUGCUGCUGCCCAACCAGUGCAGUUUCUGUGCCCACCAGCGGAUCCACGCCCACAAGUCCCCCUACUGUUGUCCGGAGUGUGGAGCCCUCUGUCGCUCUGCCUACUUCCAGACGCAUGUAAAGGAGAAUUGCCUGCACUAUGCCCGCAAGGUGGGCUACAGGUGCAUCCACUGUGGGGUAGUCCACUUGACCUUGGCCUUGCUGAAAAGCCACAUCCAGGAGCGACACUGCCAGGUUUUCCACAAAUGUGCAUUCUGCCCCAUGGCCUUCAAGACUGCCAGUAGCACCGCGGACCACAGCGCCACCCAGCAUCCCACCCAGCCCCACAGACCCUCCCAGCUCAUUUAUAAGUGCUCCUGUGAAAUGGUCUUCAACAAGAAGAGGCACAUUCAGCAGCAUUUUUACCAGAAUGCCAGUAAGGCGCAGGUGGGCGUCUUCAAGUGCCCUGAGUGCCCGCUCUUGUUCCUGCAGAAGCCAGAGUUGAUGCAACAUGUCAAGAGCACCCACGGUGUUCCCCGAAACGUGGACGAGCUGUCAAGCCUCCAGUCUUCAGCAGACACAUCUUCAAGCCGCCCUGGCUCUCGAGUUCCCACUGAACCCCCAGCCACUAAUGUGGCUGCUCGGGGCAGCUCCCUGCCCUCUAGCCGCUGGGGCAGGCCAGAAGCCCAUCGCAGGGGUGAGGCCAGGCCCCGGCUGAGGAACACUGGCUGGACCUGCCAGGAGUGCCAGGAGUGGGUUCCUGAUCGGGAGAGCUAUGUGUCCCACAUGAAAAAGAGCCAUGGUCGGACGUUGAAGCGGUACCCAUGUCGGCAGUGUGAACAGUCCUUCCAUACCCCCAACAGCCUGCGCAAACACAUCCGCAACAACCACGACACAGUAAAGAAAGUCUACACUUGUGGGUAUUGCACAGAGGACAGCCCCAGCUUUCCUCGGCCCUCCCUCCUGGAGAGCCACAUCAGCCUUAUGCAUGGUAUCAGAAACCCUGAUUUGAGCCAGACGUCCAAAGUCAGACCUUCGGGCGGACAUUCCCCUCAGGUGAACCAUCUGAAAAGACCAGUCAGCAGAGCAGGGGAUGCUCCAGACACCAGCAAUGGCGCGACUGUCUCUUCCACCAAAAGGCACAAGUCCCUUUUCCAGUGUGCGAAAUGUAGCUUUGCCACAGACUCAGGGCUCGAGUUUCAGAGCCACAUACCUCAGCACCAGAAGGACAGCUCCACAGCCCAGUGUCUCCUCUGUGGCUUGUGCUACACCUCUGCCAGCUCCCUCAGCCGCCACCUCUUCAUCGUCCACAAGGUGAGAGACCAGGAGGAGGAAGAGGCAGAGGCGGCAGAGCCAGAGGAGGGCUCUGGGGAGGAGGUGUCCGUGGAGACCAGGGAGAACGGACUGGAAGAGUGUGCCGAGGAGCCUCUGUUGGGUGACUCAGAGGCCAGGAGGUCACUGGGCCUGGCCCCUGACGAGGAUGGUGCCCAAGAUGCUCAGAGUCAACCACAGGCCUCUCAGGACCGGGACAGCCACACACCGUCCCCACAGGUGUGACUGGAAGCUUUGCAGUGUGCAGUCGGGUGGUGCCGUGGUGUCCUCCGCCUGCCACGCGGACAGUGGGAAAGAGAAGGCUCCACCCCGGUGUGAGUGUGGCUGGCUGGGCCCUGGAGCAGUGUCUGCCCUGAGCUGCUGGGGGCUGGGUGUCCCCCAGCCCCAGGAGAUGGCGGGGUCGUCCAGGACCCUCACAGCUCUGAAUUUGCUUCUGUUAUUUAUGGCUUUGUGCUGCUUCCUGGUACCCCAACUUUUGUCUGCGUCCUUCCAGCCCCAGGCUGCUUAAGUGGCCCAACCCCGAUGCUGUCACCUCAGCUAGAAACCCCUCAGCAGCUGUGCUCUUCUGGGAGGCUCCCCGCUCGCUGCCUUCAGCCAGGGGCGCCUGACAGCAGCUCUCUUUCUUGCCACUGGAGCUUGAGAAGGGGGAUGAGGGUGCUGGCGCAGUCCCUCUCAGAGAGCUCGCCCAGCCUGGCUUGCAGAGGGCCCUUGGUCACCAUGCCGUUCCUUUCUGUCUUCUCUGAUUCGUUCCCCAAAAAAGAGUCCUGGAGAAUUAAUUGUCACACUGGCCCAUCCUGUCUGUGUGGGGGGAGAAACUUCUGCAGCACACCUCUGUCUGGAACCCAGGAGAGCAGGAAACGCAGCCAAGUCAGGCAGGCACCGAGAGGCAGACCCCCUUCAGAAGGAGCUGUGCGUCCUUGUUCUGCUGCUGUUCUGCCUUUCCUGACGAGCGGGGUUUGGGGCACAGAGACACUGGGAUAUUUGUACUCUUGCUCCUGUGCCAUUAGAGAGGCUGCUGCCCCAGGCAGGCCAGCCCCUCCUCCUCUCGGCUGCACCCGUGUUGCUCAGACUAUAUUUCAAAUAAAAAAAUCUUCUUACCAUGCAGGUAGGCUCUUGUAUUCCUCUUCCAGUGAGCCUGGCCCUACCCUACUCCACCUAAGACUUCCCUCACUGUCCCAUCUCUGAGGGAGAACAGUGUUUCCUGCUUCCCAAGGACAGUCCUGUCUAGAUUUUGGAGCUGUGGUGUGGAAACCAGGAGCUCAGUACUUCUGAAGGGGUGAGGGGAGGGUCUUAAUGCUGGUCAAGAGUCACCUCCAAGUUCUCCCCUGAGCUAGCAGCCUUGGUUUUUAGGGCUUAUUGAAAUUUUCCUGGGCACCUCCAUCUUUCCUACAAACGGUUUUUCAAACUUAAGAGAACCCUUUACUGGUGGGAGGAGGGAGAGGGAUAGAAGGGAGGAAUUCUGUACUUUUCUUGCACUGUUCAAGAGGCCUUCAUAUCACCCCUGCCACAGGGAACUCGGGCGUGGCAGAAUUGGGAUUAGACAUGGGAGGCUGGGCUGUCUUUUCUCUGAUGGCAGAGUUAGGACCUGACCUAGCACAAGGAGCCGGCUAUGCGGAGGUGUCCUCUGACCUCUGCUCCGAGUAGCUGCUGCAGCCCUGCAUGGGUGGGAUGUGGGGCUGGGCCCAGCAGGAUCUAGUGCAGCAAAGGGAAGUGGGUGCUGACUGCAUUCUUAGAGGUGAUCCUUCAAGGAAGACAUUGAAUAUCAAUGAUAAAUUAUUAAGUCAGGUAAAUAUGCCUGACCUUUUCACAAUUGAAAAAAAAAUUUCUUCCUCUAUCAAAUGCCAGAUUUUUAGUGGAAAUGCUAAUGGCAUUGGGAAAGGUUAGCGCUUGCUUCAGUUUCAGAGAAACAGUGCUUCUUAAUGAUUGCCAUACCUGGCAAGGCCACCAUGUCCCUGCUUCCCAAGCAGGCAGCGAGGGCAAACCGGGCCUGAUUCUGGCUGCAUGCAGAGCCAGAGCUGGCCCCAACUCAGCUGUCAUCCCUUCCUAAUUCCAGUUGCAGGGUGCCUACCCUGCACCCGGAGCCAUUCACAGGAACAGAUUAUAGAGGAGGCUGAUAGAAGCGUUUGAAAUGGAUGGCCGAACCACUUUCAGAGACAGUAUAGCUGGAGCUGGGGGAGAGGAGGUGGUGAAAUCACAGGUUUGACCUGUCCUGACCUCAGAUCUAUCUCCUUCCUGGGAAUGGUAUGGAGUGGAAAGAAUGUCGAGCCACUCACCAAGAAUCCUGGGUCACAGCCUGGGUUCUGCCCUCAACCAGCUCUUAACAAACCCUCUUAACUUCACCAGCCCCUCCCCUUCAAGAUAGACCUAGUAUUUCCCAUCCAACUCGAUUCACAGGCUUUUGUGAGGUGAUAAGUAUGGAAGCAUUUUCUAGUUUAUGAAACACUAUCAAUGUCAGGGAUUAUUGACUAUGAAACACUAUCAAUGUCAGGGUGGAGUGUACCUUGCCGGCUAUUCAGACUUGAUGCUGAUGGUCAGUUAUGAUCGGUCUGGGACAUCUCUCCACUGUUUAGUAAGAGUGAUGAUUAACAGCACUUUAAGUCCUGCUUGUGGGCCCAGCAUCUUUCUAAAAACACUUUGCAGUGAUUCUCACUUUGUCCUCACAGUGAUCUCACAGUUAGCCUCCACUGUACAGAGAAGAAAACCGAGGCUCAGAGAGGUUAAAUAAGUUGCCGGGUGACCUUGUAAGUCAAGCCCAUCUGGUUCUAAAGUCCAUGAUGUCAGCUGCUGUGUUGCCUUAGUGACCCGGCUACUUUGGCUGGCUGCCAGCUUAUCAACAGUUUGCAGCCAUCCAGACAACUGCUUUCCUACCUCCCCUGCAGUUGGGGUGCCCCACUGAGCACCAGGUUCUCUUUGGAGUCAGUCUGUGCCUUUUCACCCCAAGGAGGGCCCUGUGCAUCACAUUUGCUUGUGGCGUUCCAAAGCACAUGCAGUGUCUCUGUGACCUUUCAUUCUCAUUGGGAUUUAUCUUGCCAUUUGAAGAUCAUUAUUUUGGUGAGGCUAUUACAGAAAAAGUGGCCCAACCCUCACAGGGAACAUGGUUCCCUCAGGGUCCAAUAUCUUCUGAUCUUUUUUUUUAAAGAUGUUUUAAAAUAGUUGUGCUAUCAUUUGUUAUCAGAAAAUGCUUGCUGUAACAAGCACUUAUCUGCUGGAGUGAAUGCUCUACUGAUCAAGUUAAACAGAUAAGAUCCCCACCCUUGUAGAAACUACAAUUUAAUACACUCUAAGGCUUGACAAAUGACUAGUAUUUAUUUUCCAACUCCUUUAUCUCUGUAAAAUGAUAUGCCGAAUUACUAUAAGCUAAUUGGUGUAGAAAGAGCUCUUCCCUUAACUUAUGUAAACAGUCUGGCUUUUGAAAACAGCUGUGGUUCAGCAAGUUCAACACACUUUGCCUUCCCCGAGACUGCAGAAAAACCCCUCUGCCUGCCCUGGUCAUCACUGUGUAUUCAGCUCUGGGCACACUUUCUUUUACUUGUUUUUAAUUUUUUUUUUCAUUUUUGGAAAAAAUUAAUACACAUACAUGGUAAGACGUCCAAACAAUGCAAAAAGAGAAUACAAUGAAAAGUAAGCUUCCCAAUGGAGGUCAGCCUUCAGUUCCACAUCCCCCUCUCCAGAAUUAAUCACUGUUUCUAUAUCUUAUGUAUCCUUCCUGAGCAAUUCUAUGCAUUUACAAGUUUUUAAAUAUGUAUAUUUAUAUAUCUAUUUUUAAUACAAAUGGUAGCAUUCUA